AUGAAUCUUACUGAGGGUCAUCUAAAUACAAAUCAUAGUUCAUUCUCUUUUGCUGUUCAAUCACCAUGGAUAUUUGAAGAUACAUUUCGUAACAAUAUUCUUGUAAAUUGUGGAUUUGAAUCUAUUGGUGAUUUUAUAAUGAUUGGAGAAAAUGAAAUUAUUUUAAGUAGUGGACAAAAAGCAAGAGUAUCCUUUGCUUGUGCCUUGUAUGGUAAUGUAGCCAUUUAUCUACUUGAUGAUCCAUUAUCUGUUGUUGAUCAUAGAGUAGCUCAACAAAUCUAUGAACGAUGCAUUGGUCCAUGUGGAUUGUUAAAAAAUAAAACUCGUCUAUUAACUACUCAUCAAGCUCAGUUUCUUAGUGAAUCAAAUCAAAUAAUAUUUCUUUCUCAUGGUUAUAUUGAUAAGCAAAGCUGUUUGAAUGAAAAUAACAUUAGAGAAAAUUAUGCAAACAAUCAUGAAAAAUCAAAAUUAGCUACUCUGUUUGAUGAUGAUGAUAAAUCGAUGAAUGACAAUCAAUCCAUCAUAGUGGAUGAAAAACUACUAAAUGAUGAUACCAGAGGUCAAGGAUUAAAUGAUGCUGUUAACUAUUGGCUGAGCAUAUGUUUAAAACAAUAUGGCGUAGAUCAGCCAAUUUCAACGAAAUCUGUUUAUAUUUAUUUCGGUUUGCUAACUGCUUUAGUCAUUGCAGAUUUAGUUCGUACAAACUAUUAUUUUCCUGUUGUUUUAAAUGGUUCAAGUAAAUUACAUAAUAAAAUGUUAAAAGGACUUUUAUAUACAUCAAUACAGUUUUUUGAAAGCAAUCCAACUGGAAAAAUUCUGAAUCGAGCAAGCAAAGAUCAGUAUGUUAUCGACAAGUUACUUCCAAUAACGUUGCUUGAAGGAUUCGAGGGAUUUUUACUGGUAGCAGGUUCAUUAUUCAUGAUUAGUUUUAUUAAUCCAUAUGUUUUUCUUGUACUUAUCUUAUUAACACCAGUGGUUUGGUUGACAAUUACUUUUUUCCUAAGAUGUUCACGUCGAUUUAAACGACUUGAAAGUAUCACUCGUAGUCCUGUCUAUGCACUCUUUUCAUCAUCGUUGAAUGGUCUACCAACAAUUCGUUCAUUACAAGUUUUUAUAAAUGUUCGCGAUCAUACAAAAUCGCCAGCUGCUGCACUCAGUUUAACAUAUACACUUUAUAUAGCAUUAUUGUUCAAUUGGGCCGUUCGACAAUUGUCCGAAGUUAAUAUAAUGAUGAUAAGUGGCGAACGUAUCGAUGAGUAUUCACAUUUGCCAUGUGAAGAGAAUGAAGGUGGUCAUAAAGCUCGUGUACAAACUUCACCAAAAUGGCCAACUCAUGGAAAAAUUGAAUUUAGAAAUUAUUCAUUACGUCAUCGACUGAACUUACCCUAUGCUAUUAGAAAUAUUAACUUGGACAUAGAGUCUGGACAGAAGAUUGGAAUUAUUGGUCGGACUGAUUUUGGAACCCUUCGAUAUAAUCUUGAUCCAUUGAAUAAUUAUUCUGAUGAAGAAUGUUGGAUAGCACUUGAAGAUGUUCAACGUAAACCAUAUGUGAGCAAUCAUGCAUUAGGUCUUCUAAUGCCUAUUGGUGAAUCGGGUAAAACGUUGAGUACUGGUCCAUGUCAAUUUCUAUUGAAUAUUGUAUUUUGUUGA
Molecule: messenger RNA, 1650 nt
Organism: Rotaria sp. Silwood1
Lineage: Eukaryota; Metazoa; Rotifera; Eurotatoria; Philodinida; Philodinidae
Source: the annotation of a GenBank genome assembly